Messenger RNA from Lathyrus sativus (Indian pea), 495 nucleotides. The record is from the annotation of a GenBank genome assembly. NCBI's taxonomy places the organism in Eukaryota, Viridiplantae, Streptophyta, Magnoliopsida, Fabales, Fabaceae.
AUGGAUGUACAUUCUUUCCCUAUCUCUUGGCUUAAUAGAUUUAACCUUAAACCUUUUGUUGUUUAUAGUAGAGGUGAUAUUUCCCCUAACUUGUGGUGUUUAUGUGAUAAAAGCAUUGAUCCUGACAUUGUGGACAUUGGUGAUCUGUUUAUCUCUUUCACCUUUAAGUCGAAUGAGCAAACUAUUGGUAUUACGACAGUGUAUGCUUCUACUUGUUAUAUUGCUAGGAGAAACUUGUGGACUGGGUUACAUAGAGUGCUAAACCAUACUAGUUUACCUUGGUGUUUUAUUGGUGAUUUCAAUACCAUUAAUGGAGCUCACGAAUACAAUGGAUAUUACUCUCCUGCCAGAGGUCCCAUGGAGGAGUUUAACGACUCGACAAAUUUUAAUUGUUUAGUUCAUAUCCAAACGAGUGAUGCUAAAUUUACUUGGUCUAAUGGUAGAUAUGGAGCAAGACACACUCAUAAGAGACUGGAUAGGGCUUUAUGUAACUAG